CGGCGUCCGUCUCCUUCCCAGAAACUAAUAGGUCACUCUCAGUCCGCCUCCGCCACCGCCGGCCUCUUCCCUAUCCGCAGUCUGAGCUCCGAGGUUUCUGCCUGCGGGUGUGUACGUCGGUGAAGACCGAACUCAUGGCCUUGCCGCUGAGAUUUGACGGGCGGGUAGUACUCGUCACCGGUGCAGGGGGAGGACUGGGCCGAGCCUAUGCCCUGGCUUUUGCAGAAAGAGGUGCAUCAGUAGUUGUGAAUGAUUUAGGAGGGGACUUCAAGGGAUUUGGUAAAGGUUCCUCAGCUGCUGAUAAGGUUGUUGAAGAAAUAAGAAGGAAAGGCGGAAAAGCAGUGGCCAACUAUGAUUCAGUGGAAGCAGGAGAGAAGCUUGUGAAGACAGCACUGGAUGCUUUUGGAAGAAUAGAUAUUGUGAUCAACAAUGCUGGGAUUCUGAGAGACCGUUCCUUCAGUAGAAUAAGUGAUGAAGACUGGGAUAUAAUCCAUAGAGUUCAUUUGCGGGGUUCCUUCCAAGUGACCCGGGCAGCAUGGGAUCACAUGAAGAAACAGAAUUUUGGAAGGAUUAUUAUGACUACAUCGGCUUCAGGAAUAUAUGGCAACUUUGGCCAGGCAAAUUACAGUGCUGCAAAGCUGGGUCUUUUGGGCCUUUCAAAUACUCUUGCACUCGAAGGCAAGAAAAACAACAUUUACUGUAACACUAUUGCCCCUAUUGCUGGAUCAAGGAUGACCGAGAAUAUUCUUCCUCAAAAUAUGUUGGAAUCUCUGAAGCCUGAGUAUGUGGCACCCCUGGUUCUUUGGCUUUGCCACGAGAGUUGUGAGGAAAAUGGUGGCCUGUUUGAGGUUGGAGCAGGAUGGAUUGGAAAAUUACGCUGGGAGCGGACCCUUGGAGCCAUUGUAAGACAGAAGAAUCAGCCAAUGACUCCUGAGGCAGUGAAGGCCGACUGGAUACAGAUCUGUGACUUUGAAAAUGCCAGCAAGCCUCGGAGCAUUGAAGAAUCAAUUGGUAAAGCAAUGGAAAGUCUAAGUAAAAUAGAUUCAGAUGGAAGAGUUUCAACAAAUAAUACCAGUCGUGCGGCAUCAUCAACAGCCACAUCAGGAUUUGUUGGCGCCAUUGGCCAUAAACUUCCUCCAUUUUCUUCGGCUUACACGGAACUGGAAGCUAUUAUGUAUGCCCUCGGAGUUGGAGCAUCAAUCAAGGAACCAAAGGAUUUAAAAUUUAUUUAUGAAGGAAAUUCUGACUUCUCCUGUUUGCCUACCUUUGGAGUUAUUAUAGCUCAGAAAUCUAUAAUGGGUGGAGGAUUAGCAGAGAUUCCUGGGCUUUCAAUCAACUUUGCAAAGGUUCUUCACGGGGAGCAGUACUUGGAGUUAUAUAAACCACUUCCCAGAGCAGGAAAUUUAAAAUGUGAAGCAGUUGUUGCCGAUGUCCUAGAUAAAGGAUCCGGUUUAGUAAUUCUUAUGGAUGUCUAUUCUUAUUCUGGGAAGGAACUUGUAUGUUAUAAUCAGUUCUCUCUCUUCCUCGUUGGCUCUGGAGGCAUUGGUGGAAAACGGACGUCAGACAAAGUCAAGGAAGCUGUAGCCGUACCUAAUAGACGUCCUGAUGCUGUACUUACAGAGACCACCUCACUUAAUCAGGCUGCUUUGUACCGCCUCAGUGGAGACUGGAAUCCCUUACACAUUGAUCCUAACUUUGCUAGCUUAGCAGGUUUUGACACGCCCAUAUUACAUGGAUUAUGUACAUUUGGAUUUUCUGCCAGGCAUGUUUUACAGCAGUUUGCAGAUAAUGAUGUGUCAAGAUUCAAGGCAAUUAAGGCUCGCUUUGCAAAACCAGUAUACCCAGGACAAACACUACAAACUGAAAUGUGGAAGGAAGGAAAUAGAAUCCAUUUCCAAACAAAGACGCAAGGAACUGGAGACAUUGUCAUUUCAAAUGCAUAUGUGGAUCUUGUGCCAAAAUCUGAUACUUUAGACAAGACACCCUCUGAGGGUGCGGAGCUUCAGAGUGCCCUCGUAUUUGAGGAAAUAGGUCGCCGUCUUCAGGAUUUGGGGCUUGAGGUGGUAAAGAAAGUAAAUGCUGUCUUUGAGUGGCAUAUCACUAAAGGUGGAAAAGCUGUAGCUAAGUGGACUACUGACCUAAAAAAUGGCACCGGGAAAGUGUAUCAGGGCCCAGCAAAAGGUCCUGCAGAUGCAACAAUCAUACUUUCCGAUGAAGAUUUCAUGGACCUAGUCGUGGGCAAGCUUGACCCUCAGAAGGCAUUCUUUAGUGGCAGACUAAAGGCCAAAGGGAACAUCAUGCUGGGCCUGAAGCUUCAGACGAUUUUUAAAGACUAUGCUAAGCUCUGAAGGACAUACUCCAUUAUUAAUGAAAAUAGAAAAGUACUCUCUUUGCCCAGAUAUGCAAUAAUAAUUCAGGAAAAGUGCUCAAAACUAAGAUGCAGGAGAAAUUGCUUAACAUUUUCAGAUUUCAAAUAACUUUUCAGAUUUUCAUUUUCUACUAAAUUUUCAUGUUAUUAUUUUUACACGGAACUGUAAGCUAGCUCAUAACUAUCCUUCUUAGAUCUUACCUUCAUAAUAAAAAAAAAUGUUCACCCAAAUCUAGGCUCUUUAGAAUUAUGAUAGCUUUUAUAAACUGAAAGGAAAAUUAAAUGAAUAAAGGGCCCUUUGAUGCCUUCUA
Rhinolophus ferrumequinum (greater horseshoe bat) is the source of this 2679-nucleotide messenger RNA. RefSeq names its product hydroxysteroid 17-beta dehydrogenase 4 (gene HSD17B4). The transcript has 24 exons. Gene Ontology annotation, molecular function: oxidoreductase activity. Lineage: Eukaryota; Metazoa; Chordata; Mammalia; Chiroptera; Rhinolophidae. The coding region runs from base 135 to 2348 and encodes 737 amino acids. The record is from RefSeq and is a predicted model, not a curated record.